Molecule: messenger RNA, 3013 nt
Organism: Hyalella azteca
Lineage: Eukaryota; Metazoa; Arthropoda; Malacostraca; Amphipoda; Hyalellidae
Product: FAD-dependent oxidoreductase domain-containing protein 1
Exons: 8
Cellular component (GO): cytoplasm
Molecular function (GO): oxidoreductase activity
Source: RefSeq, a predicted model, not a curated record
UAGGUAUAUCUGAAACUUAUAGCUAAAUUUGAGAAAUUUAAAAAAUGAAUACUAAGGUAUUUUCAUCAUCAAGUCUGUUAUGCUUAGCAUACAGGCAAUUAAAUCAUAGUCUUAUAAAUCGUUCAUUAUCCCAAUCUCAUCAUCUCUACUGCAAAGCUCCUCAGAAUACUCCACCUCCCUCAACAAAGAUCUCCACAAAUACAGAAGAUGUCUCCAAAAGCGAUCCCAGUGGGCAGGAAAUUUCUGACUGGAUUAAAGACAUCCACAAAGAGGAUGACAGACCUCGUGUACCAUUCAGAAGACAGAACUACCCUGAUCCUCUGAGCCGAGUCAUUGGUAUCCUAACUGACGAUGUACGAUUAUUUUUUGGGUUUUACUAUCGUGGUGCAAAGGAGAUUUGGCAAGCAAUUUCUUCAAUUAAACUAGAAUAUAAGGAAGAGUCAAAAUUGAUGAAAAAUAUAAAAUCUUCUCUGAACUUGGGAGCCAAGGAAAAAAAUGCUUCCACAUUGCCUGAAGAUGAAGUUCAAAAUAUGGCCACUCCAGAGGAAAAGAAAAUGAAUGAAUUUUUGCAAAAUGCAUCAUCAUCCAGAAACAAGGACAAAUCAAGCAAGAAAAAUAAGAUGAAUUUCCUGCAGAAAAUUAAAUAUGGAAAACCUGAAUCUUGGCCUUCUGAUGUUGAUUUUUUAGUGGUUGGGGGAGGAGCCAUCGGAUCUUCUAUUGCUUAUCACCUCACAAAAAAUGCUAAGGAUGGAGUUAGUGUUGUUGUUGUGGAUAAAGACCUCACAUAUAAGAACUCUUCUACGGCACUGUCAGUUGGGGGCAUCCGCCACCAGUUCAGUGUCCCGGAGAAUAUUCUGCUGUCAAUGUACGGCAUGCAGUUCAUGAGGGAGCUUCCUCGCCUGCUGAAGGUUCCAAAUGCCGACCCUCCCUGCGUCAACUUCCAGCCACAUGGCUACCUCACACUGGCCUCGGAAAGUGGCUUUGAACAACUCCAUGAGAAUUAUGAGAUUCAAAAGUAAGCGUUUUUAAAUAAUCUUGUGCACAUCAAAUAUAAAAUAGUCAAGAUGCUGGACGUGCAGCAAAUAAAGGAGCGCUUCCCCUGGAUGAACACCGACGGCUUGGCUGCCGGUGUGCUGGGCGUCGAGGGUGAGGGAUGGUUUGACCCGUGGAGCCUGUUGAUGGCGCUGAGGCGUAAGGCCGUACACUUGGGGGCGCAGUACAUCGAGGCGGAGGUCGUGGACGUCAAGUUCAAGGAAGCCCACGAGAUGAUAUCCUACUUGGACGGCCAUCCCACCAAUGCUGACCUCUGCAUCAACCAAGUGUCCGUACGGCUGCCUAACCAAGAAGUGCGCACCAUCGCACCAGCGUACGUGAUCAUGGCGGCGGGCCACAGCAGCGGCAGCCUCUGCUACGACCUCAUGGGCGUCGGCAAGGCCGAGGAGGGCCUCAUGGCCUACCCCGUACCCAUAGAGCCUCGGAAGCGCUACGUGUACUGCUUCCACGCCCCCAAGGGCCCCGGUCUGGCCACGCCCCUGGUGGUGGACCCCAGCCGCGCCUACUUCAGGCGGGAGGGCUUCGGCAACAUGUUUCUUGCGGGCAUGUCGCCCACUGAGGAGGAGGAGCCUCCCUGCGACAACCUCGAGGUCGACGACGAAUUUUUCCUGCACAGAGUGUGGCCUGCCAUCGCCCACCGCGUGCCGGGCUUCCAGGAGAUUAAGGUGCAAGGGUCGUGGAGUGGCUUCUACGAGUACAACGUUUUUGACCAGAACGGCAUCGUGGGCUUCCAUCCUAAGAUUGACAACCUCUUCCUGGCUUCUGGCUUCUCAGGGCACGGCAUCCAGCACGCGGUGGGGGUUGGCAGGGCCGUCAUGGAGCGGCUGGUGCACAGCGAGUAUCGCAGCAUCGACAUGGGGCGCUUCGAGAUCAACAGAAUAUACCUCAACGAACCCAUCCACGAGCAGUGCAUUGUUUGAAGACCCAUUUCAAUAACAAAAUCUCCAUUUCAAGAACGAAACCUCGCUUAAUAACGAACAUAUACGUGUAUAGUACCACUCAUUUACCCAAGAAAAGGUUGUUCCUUCGAGCAAUGUUCAGACGUGGCAGCUCACAGAGCGCGCCCAGUGACAAGUGGCAGUCAUCACCAGUGUCGACCAGCGUGAUGUGUAUUUGCUUUUACCUCCAAGAAGGUUAUCUUUCGGAUUAAUUGAUCCGAAAACUAAAGUUAAUUUUCGGAUCAACUAAUACGUAGUACCUUACUGCUUACAAAUUUAUGCUUUUGUUUGCUGGUGCUCAUUGUAGUAGGGUGAACUCCUCUAAAUGCGUGAUGGGGCGUCUUUUUGUGAAUUAGAUUGCAAAUUUGACUUGGUCGUUAUUUUAAAGUUAGACACAACAUCUGGUCUACGAGAUGGCAGGAGAGAGGAUUAAUUUUCUGUUCCCUGCUGAAACAUUAUUCUAAUUUAUCAAAUUGAGACCGACAAGAUCUUUGAACGUAUCGUUGUGUAGCAUCUGGUUCUUAAAGGUCUUUGUAUUGAAUUAUAUCCUGAAUUCUCCAGUGUAUGAGCAUGGUAAAUGUUGAUCAUUUCUUAAAUUUCGUUCACCGAAUGCCUGUGGAUUUUGAAGGCUCGUUUUGCUGUAUAGUAUGAUUUAGAACAGAAUUUUUCCGUGCCGGAUUUCCCUUGUUGCUUUAUAACGAUUAUUUUAUUUUAUUUCGUCACAGGGAUUAACAGUUCUAAGUUUCUUCUUAUUCCUAUCCUACUACAGUGUUAAAUUCUGGUUAAUUCGAAUGAUAAUAGGCAACAAAACAACGAGGUUGUCACUUCUUUGCGUUUGAUUAUGAUGAUGACAUCCAUCGUGUCUACGUUAAUGACUAUGUAAUGAAUGCGUAAAUUUUCUUACCUGUACAAUUUUGUUAUAAAAAGUUCUGUAAAUAUAUCUUUGUUAAAUUUCGAUUGCAUCGAGACGUGUCUAUUCUUGUUGAUGGAAAGAUAACGACAUUAUAAGGGCUUUUCUGUGA